AAUUUCAUUUCACAAAUUUCUUAAGCAACGUUUGGUUUGAACGAUUUAUCGAAUACUUUCUGGCAGUGUUGUUAUUCAAAUCUAAUUUUCUUACCGCGUUGAUAAAGCUAAUUCUUUUUCAGAGUUGCAUUAAUUUUCCGUUUGUCAGCAUGAAGGUUGUUGCGGUACUGUUACUUAUCGCCGCUACGGCAUCUGCUAUCGAGUGGUCCGAUCUUCUCGUGAAAUGGAGCCGCUCGGGGGAGGACCCUUCACACGCAAACAGCUUCUUCCAGAUGCCUCGUACAAAAUCUGAUGCUAUUAACGAGAGUUGGGUCGAAGUAACAGGUUUGACUUCCUUGAAUUUGACUGUGUAUUGCUACGAAGAAGGCGACGGUCGCGUAUGUCUUAAAUACGAUUCUUACGGGAACAUUGCUGGUAUACAGGGAAGGCACCAUUUGAUUUUUCAGGUUGCCGUACUCUGCAGUGACGUCGAAAAUGUACAAAGUAUUUACAACCGGUCGAAUUUAAACCAGUAUCAGAUCAAAACGAUAUUUGAUGAACAGUAUUGGACCAGUACUGUCUACUUCAUAUCCCCGGAGACUAUCGCAGCUGGUGGUCGCAGCGAAAUGAACGGUCUUACCGGGACUGAAGGAAUCUGGAUCGGGACAACCGAUGGAUUUAUAGAAAUUCCCAGAAAUGUAUCGGAAUGGGAUUCUGCAUGGACGAAAGAAGUCUGUAUGUCUGAGCAGGGUACACACUAUGAGUACGCUAUGAACAGAUCCAUGGAAUGUACAAACAUGCAGCCUUGGUUUUUGUUAGAACAAGAAGGAGAGUUAAGCGGUUUCGGAUUCCAGGGAUUCGGUAAUACGACUUACAAAAAUCGUAACUGGUACGAGACAAUUACACCGCGUUUUCUCAGAGACACAAUUCCAACAAUUCCACAGUGCGUCAUCGAUUGGGGUGAAGAAUACGGUUUUAUUCUCAUGCAUGUAUUGUUGACUCCUACGCCAUACGUUUGUCCAUAGCAGGCUUCACAGUGCUGAAGAUAGAAAUUUGAGGGGAAAUACAGGAAAGCUUUGUGAAAAUAAGAGGGAGGGGGGUAUUAGGACAUUUUUUUAUAGUACUGACCAAAUAGAGCAAGAUUAGAUAAACACAGGAGUGUCCGAUAUUUUGGUCGUUUUGGAAUUUUUUCGAUUACACAUGGAAAAUAUUGUUCAUAUUGUGGAAAUUUUUUUUUUUUUUAUCAUCAAGUAAACUGGACUGGAAAAGUCGACUAAUGCUUAAGAACAAUGUUUAUAUUUCCAGCUAAAUGUAGGAACAAAAUAAUUUGGGCUGAGUGCAAGUAUUCUGUAGAUAACACUACUCAAUUAAACCGUAAAAAUGUUGGCUCGCAAAAUAUAAAUUCGAUGAAUUUUUUUCGUUCCUAUGUUAAGUUGGAAGUAUAAACAUUGUUCUUAAACAUCAAGUUGAUUUUUUCUGUCCAUUCUCAUUCGUGAGGAAAAGUAACUGACUGGCAAAAAUUAGGGGGAUUUUACGGGGAAAUUGAAUGCUUUAGGGUACAUUUAGGGGAGAUAUUCAGUUUUAAAAUGCUUAUAAGGAAACGAAAAAGAAUAGGGAAAUUCGAGACCGACCGUGUAGCCUGUGAUAGCAACAUCGUAUGACGUGUAAGGAUUCUUCGUAAAUAAAAUAUGUACUUAAUUCUUGAUGAAAUAGA
Molecule: messenger RNA, 1693 nt
Organism: Neodiprion fabricii
Lineage: Eukaryota; Metazoa; Arthropoda; Insecta; Hymenoptera; Diprionidae
Exons: 7
Coding region: 150-1004 (284 amino acids)
Source: RefSeq, a predicted model, not a curated record